AUGGCUCUAGCGAAAGUUCUUCAGGAAGAGUUAGGUGUCCGUCCAUUGACCUUGAAAGACCUUCGAAAAGCGUGUGCCAUAGAAGACAAUGUCUGCCAUUGCGAGGAAUCGGAAGAUCUUGCAUUGGCCAUGAGGCAAAUUUUAGAAAGCGGGACGUUACACGAAUGCGGAUGGCUUCUUGUUGAUUUACCAAGAUCAAAGAGAGAGGCACGAGUGUUCCAGCGUUUGGGAAUACUACCAACACACGCUAUACAGCUUAUAAUUCCGAACGAAUCCGAUAAUUGGGAACAUAUUUGUGCAGGCGCCAAUUGCUGCCAAGCUUGUGACCCGAAUGUUGCGAGAAAGUCGGAAGAGAAACGUUAUUUGAAAAAAUUGCGGGAACUACGGGAGGCUUACGCAAAUUGUUUAAUAGAAGUCGAGGUCGGAAUCAGAACCGUCGACGAACUUGGAAGAGAUUGCGCGAUAUUAGCGAAAACAAAGAAGCAUUCCGAAGCACUGUCGCCAUUUCGAAUCGCGCUGAUUGGAUCCAGAGGAUCCGGUUGCACCACUUUAGCAAAAUCCUUGGCCGAACGAUUCAGUCUUAUUCACAUCGAUUACGAUUACGUCGCGGAACAGGCAUGUUUGCAACAGAAUCCUUUGGGUGAAAAGCUCCGAUCGCUCGAGAAUAAAUGCAGAGGAAGACUUAAGUCCGAGAUUAAGAUGCAGAUCGUCGAAAAACACAUAUCCGGGUACGAGUGCUUGAAAAGCGGUUGGGUGUUAACCGGGUAUCCAAAAUCGGUGGAAGAUUUCAAGUUGCUAGAUCUGAGUCCCACUCCUCCUAACAGGGUGAUAUUCGUGGAGGUAAACGGUGAUGUCUGCAGAGGAAGGUUGCUUAAUCGCCGGUACAAUAUCGUCACUGGUAGCAAGCACGACAUGUCCGCGAAUAGUUACGUCGGUAUAGAUGACUGUAAAUUGGGUCUACAUCCGAAAGAUUACAGACUGAUCGUCGAACGAGAUCUUCAAGAGUACGAGGAGAACGUAGCCGAUAUGAUGGAGUACGCGGGCGAAUCCGCGGUGAAAAUCGAUGGGAACGAGGAGGAGAAAGUCGUUCGGGAAAAAGUCGAAGCAAGUUUGAUGCGUCCAGCUCCGAACCCGCAGCUUAGGGUACCGACACUUCCGCCUGAGAUCGAUCCAAUGGACAUUGAAUUCGAUCCAGACGACGAACCCGAUUCCAGCGUGUUCGAUGAUAUACGCGCGCCAGAACCUACGUACACCUUCAUCUAA
Colletes gigas is the source of this 1263-nucleotide messenger RNA. RefSeq names its product adenylate kinase 8-like. The record is from RefSeq and is a predicted model, not a curated record. Gene Ontology annotation, cellular component: cytoplasm. NCBI's taxonomy places the organism in Eukaryota, Metazoa, Arthropoda, Insecta, Hymenoptera, Colletidae. Gene Ontology annotation, molecular function: AMP kinase activity; ATP binding. The transcript is spliced from 9 exons. The coding region runs from base 1 to 1263 and encodes 420 amino acids. Gene Ontology annotation, biological process: nucleobase-containing compound metabolic process.